AGCCUCUCAUGGUAGCAGUGUAAACUUCAGACUUCAACUCAUGGUAAACUCUUUACAGCCUUGGAAAAACAACAACAUCAGACUCUGCUCAAUAGUACCCAACAAACUUGGAUGUGCAUCCUAAAUUCUUAACAUCCCAUCACAAGCUAGAACCUGGGCUUACAGUCAAAAUGAAAUUAGCCCUGCACACUGUCAUCUGCUGCUGUGUUUUCACCACUGUCCUGCCACUGGUGAAAGGUGCAACGGGGGAGCUCAACACCAGCUUGAAAAAAAGGUUUAGAGUUUGGCUUCAAAGUCGCAUGAAGAGAGACCUGGAUGACGGCUUAGCCACAUCUGAUGAGCUGUGCUCAGACCUCCUCGAUAGACUGAGGCAGGAUGUGACUGAAAACAAUGUUCCACCUUCACCAAGCUCUGGGCCACAGAUCAGAUCCAAAAGGGCAACAUCAUCAAAAUCAGCAGGCUGCAAACUUGUCACAUGUUCAUUACCCGACCUGAUCUUUAAACUCUACCAGAAUACAAACACGGACAUAGACGUCAGUGCUCCUGGGAAACACUUAACUCCCAUAGGCUACGGCCGGCGUCGCCGCCGCCGCUCACUCCUGGAUGUGGUUCGACCUGCCCUCCAGACAGGAAGUCAAAGACCGAAAACAGCGGCUGGGCAGCCAGUCCGUCGACUCAAAAGCAAACUCAAAGAGGUCUAAGACUGGCAUGGGAAGGCAAAGGAGAAUUCUUGGUUGGGUUAGUUGCACACAGCAGAUGAAGACCCCUUAGAGGUUUUAUUCCACAGAUUUACAACUAGAUAUGCUGCUGCAUCUUUUUCGCCGCCAGAAGAUGAUUUUUACAGGUCACUCUGAUUGAAAGCGAGAUAUCAAUAAUGUUUAGGUGCAGCUUUUUACUGUCUCACUCUGAACAAGUGUGUGAUUUAUGGAUGAAUUAAGUCCGACAUGUGCAGCUUGUCAAUUGUGUCUGUCUCCUUUUUUAGCUUCCAAAAGUGAACUUGGCAGGAAUAGAAGUAGAAAUAGAAGAGAAUCCCUGAAGAUAUCUUUGAACAUCCCAUGUGCUAAGAAAGAACCAAGGCUGCAUUGAUGGAGAAUCCUUUUUUAAAAAGAACUGACUUUACUGGAUCCCAAGCUGAUACGAGCAGGAGCCUUUUAAAAAUUAACCGAGUGUGGUGAACUGCUUGUAAAGUGAUUGUGAAGUGCAAUGUAUACAUGUACGAGGCUGAACAUAGUCACCAAUAUGUACCAAUCAGCUUGUAUGUAAUGAUAUAUCAAGCUACCUUAUAUUAAAACAUAAUUAUAUUUUUAUACAGCUAUAAUACAUAUAAUACAUGUACCUUUUUGAUUUGAACUUCAAUGAAGUAUCUUAAAUGUGUAGAUAAUUAUAUUAUCCAUUAUGUGUUUUACUUAUUGUUUUAACAUGUUUUUAUUAAUAGCUCAUUGGCUUAUUGGUUUAACAUAUCAGAGAUAUUCAAAGACAUUUGUGGAUGUGGUAUAAGUCAAAAAUGGCAGCAUAAAACAACUGGAUAGUAGUGAUUUUGUUCAGGGGUUUUUCUGGACUUUCUAUGCUCCAGAAAGAGAUGGAUGGCUUCUUUUUUAUAAUGAAGUGUAUGGAUCGAUGUGCCAGUAACAGUGUUGUGCUGCCAUCUAGCUUUACAGUUGGUUACAUGUAACAAAGCAGGCCAAACAUCUUUAAAAUCAAUGCAGAGCACUUACAGUGGUUAUUACAAAUGUUGUAUACUUAGUUUUGAAUGUAUCUGCUUCUCUAUUUGAAUGUAAGAACUCUUAAUUGAGUCAUGAUUCAGCUGCAAUGACUUGACAUGGUAUUAGUUAAUAUGCUUAAUUUGUUGUGAUGAACAUUGCAAGAAUUGUAAUGGUUUUCAGCAGGCUGUGAUGUUGGUCUCGUUUAUGAAAUAAAUGACUGAAUGCAACAAUGAAAACAAACUGACACUGUUUUAUUUUGACUUAACAUUUACAAUUCUGUUAUUGCAUUUGUGUUUCUAGAGUUGGAAGGCUGGUAGGCAACACACUUCAUGCAGUUCUAUGAAGCUGUGUGUGUGUCUUAUUAAGUCCACAACAUGAACCAAUGGGG
Molecule: messenger RNA, 2091 nt
Organism: Labrus mixtus (cuckoo wrasse)
Lineage: Eukaryota; Metazoa; Chordata; Actinopteri; Labriformes; Labridae
Gene: admb
Product: adrenomedullin b
Exons: 4
Coding region: 171-701 (176 amino acids)
Biological process (GO): regulation of systemic arterial blood pressure; adenylate cyclase-activating G protein-coupled receptor signaling pathway; adrenomedullin receptor signaling pathway
Cellular component (GO): extracellular region
Molecular function (GO): hormone activity; adrenomedullin receptor binding
Source: RefSeq, a predicted model, not a curated record